AGAAGGUUCCUCUUUUUUAAGAUGGUGAAAUCAAUCAAAUCAUUGAUUAUUGGUUGAUGCUUCUUGGAAUCUCCUAAAAAACAAUUCCUCCAAAAAAAUUCACUCUUUUUUUCAAUUGUCACAGAUUCUCACCCUCCUUUUUUGACACUUCCAAAAAAAAUAAAUUUAACUAACAAAAAAUAAAAACAGUUGUAUAUUAUUAAAAAUAAAAGAAAAAUACAUCCUCUCUCUUCCACCGCUUUCUCUCUCCACCCUACCCCCGAAAAUCCCUCUCUUUCUCUCUCUAUUCUCGCCGGAAAAUUCCGACCCAAUUUUUCCUGGAAUUUCCCGGCAAUUCUACCGGAGAUGGUGUCCCAUGAAAACCCUAAUUGGUUGUAUGAUUAUUCUUAUAUAGAUGAUAUCCAGAUCUCUGUUCCUGAUUGUAACUUUUCUGCCCCUAAUUCUGCCUUCAAUAAUUGUCAAUUGCAGCAAGCUUUGAAUGUUCCAUUUAAUGUCAGUGCGGACAUAGAUGGAACUUAUGGCGAUUCAGAUGCCCCCAAGGAGAUCAACUCAAAAAAGAGGGGAAGAUCAGAAUCAUGUGCUCCAUCUAGCUCCAAAGCUUGCAGAGAGAAGGCACGUAGAGACCGACUUAAUGACAAGUUUAUGGAAUUAGGUGCAAUUUUGGAACCUGGUAGAACUCCUAAGACUGACAAGGCAGCCAUUUUGAGUGAUGCUGUUCGAAUGGUGACACAGUUAAGGAGUGAGGCCCAAAAGUUGAAGGACUCGAAUUCGAAUUUACAGGAAAAGAUAAAGGAAUUGAAGACUGAGAAGGUUGAACUCCGUGAUGAGAAGCAAAGGCUGAAGGCUGAGAAGGACAAGCUAGAGCAGCAAUUGAAGACCAUCAACACCCAGCCAGGAUAUCUCCCCGCCCCAACUGCUAUCCCUGCUUUUGCUCCACCAACUCAAGCUCCAGGAGGCAAGUUGGUACCCUUCAUGGGAUACCCGGGAGUUGCUAUGUGGCAGUUCAUGCCUCCAGCUUCAGUCGAUACAUCUCAGGAUCAUGUGCUCCGCCCACCGGUGGCUUAAUUGGAUGUCAUUAGUCCUUUGUUCAGGAUUACUAUCAUCACCUCUUGAUUUUCUCCUCCCUCCCCUUUUUUUUCUCUUCUUUUCAGGGUCCUUUGUCAAUUUGCCAUUUGACUGUGCACUACUUUUGUGCUGAAGUCUACUAACAAACUACAUUGAUGGAAUGUGGAAUGUGGAAUGUGUAUGUGAACAGUGGAACUUCAAUGAAAAUGCCGCUUCUGGUGGUUGAAAAUGAAAUUGUAAAUGUCUGAUUAGUAUUGCUGCCCUGUUUAGCCAUCUUGUAAAUCGGUUCUUCUGCCCCCUUGACUCCUAGUCUCAGGUUUACCUAGGUCUCAUUUGAUUGGAUGUAAGCGACUUUAUGAAAAUUUUAAGGCCUUUGGAAGGACGAGAAAUUGCAAUGUCUUGUUCACUUGCUUUCA
Molecule: messenger RNA, 1481 nt
Organism: Chenopodium quinoa (quinoa)
Lineage: Eukaryota; Viridiplantae; Streptophyta; Magnoliopsida; Caryophyllales; Amaranthaceae
Product: transcription factor ILR3-like
Exons: 5
Coding region: 346-1065 (239 amino acids)
Biological process (GO): regulation of DNA-templated transcription; intracellular iron ion homeostasis
Molecular function (GO): DNA-binding transcription factor activity; protein dimerization activity
Source: RefSeq, a predicted model, not a curated record